AUGGCGAUGGCGGAGGGCGAGCGGACUGAGUGUGCUGAGCCCCCCCGGGACGAGCCCCCGGCUGAUGGCGCUCUGAAGAGGGCAGAGGAGCUCAAGACGGAGGCCAACGACUACUUCAAAGCCAAGGACUACGAGAACGCCAUCAAAUUCUACAGCCAGGCCAUCGAGCUGAACCCCAGCAAUGCCAUCUACUAUGGCAACCGCAGCCUGGCCUACCUGCGCACCGAGUGCUACGGCUACGCGCUGGCCGACGCCACGCGGGCCAUCGAGAUGGACAAGAAGUACAUCAAGGGCUACUACCGCCGGGCCGCCAGCAACAUGGCGCUGGGCAAGUUCCGGGCCGCCCUGCGCGACUACGAGACGGUGGUGAAGGUGAAGCCCCACGACAAGGAUGCCAAGAUGAAGUACCAGGAGUGCAACAAGAUUGUGAAGCAGAAGGCCUUCGAGCGGGCCAUCGCAGGCGACGAGCACAAGCGCUCCGUCGUGGACUCGCUUGACAUCGAGAGCAUGACCAUCGAGGAUGAGUACAGUGGGCCCAAGCUGGAGGACGGCAGGGUGACAAUCGCCUUCAUGAAGGAGCUCAUGCAGUGGUACAAGGACCAGAAGAAGCUGCACCGGAAGUGCGCCUACCAGAUUCUAGUACAGGUCAAAGAGGUCCUCUCCAAGCUGAGCACGCUCGUGGAGACCACGCUCAAAGAGACAGAGAAGAUUACAGUGUGCGGGGACACCCACGGCCAGUUCUAUGACCUCCUCAACAUAUUUGAGCUCAACGGUUUACCCUCGGAGACCAACCCCUACAUAUUUAAUGGCGACUUUGUGGACCGUGGCUCCUUCUCCGUAGAAGUGAUCCUCACCCUUUUUGGCUUUAAGCUCCUGUACCCAGAUCACUUUCACUUACUUCGAGGCAACCAUGAGACGGACAACAUGAACCAGAUCUAUGGCUUCGAGGGGGAGGUGAAGGCCAAGUACACAGCCCAGAUGUACGAGCUCUUCAGUGAGGUGUUCGAGUGGCUCCCGCUGGCCCAGUGCAUCAACGGCAAAGUGCUGAUCAUGCACGGGGGCUUGUUCAGUGAAGACGGCGUCACCCUGGACGACAUCAGGAAGAUUGAGCGGAGUCGGCAGCCCCCAGAUUCAGGUCCCAUGUGCGACCUGCUCUGGUCAGACCCGCAGCCUCAGAAUGGGCGCUCAGUCAGUAAGCGGGGCGUGAGCUGCCAGUUCGGGCCGGACGUCACCAAGGCCUUCCUGGAGGAGAACAAGCUGGACUACAUCAUCCGCAGCCACGAGGUCAAGGCUGAGGGCUAUGAGGUGGCGCACGGCGGCCGCUGCGUCACUGUCUUCUCUGCCCCCAACUAUUGCGACCAGAUGGGGAACAAAGCCGCUUACAUCCACCUCCGGGGCUCCGACCUGCGGCCCCAGUUCCACCAGUUCACAGCAGUGCCUCACCCCGACGUCAAGCCCAUGGCCUACGCCAGCACGCUGCUGCAGUUAGGGAUGAUGUGA
Rangifer tarandus platyrhynchus (Svalbard reindeer) is the source of this 1500-nucleotide messenger RNA. NCBI's taxonomy places the organism in Eukaryota, Metazoa, Chordata, Mammalia, Artiodactyla, Cervidae. The record is from the annotation of a GenBank genome assembly.